AUGGCCUUCGACCAGCAGCCCGUCGCCCUCCUCAGCGUCUACGACAAGCAGGGCCUCCUCCCCUUCGCCCAGGGCCUCGUCGACCAGGGCGUCCGCCUCCUCGGCUCCGGCGGCACCGCAAAGGCCAUCCGCAACGCCGGCAUGACCAUCGACGACGUCUCUGACAUCACCAAGUACCCCGAGAUGCUCGGCGGCCGCGUAAAGACCCUCCACCCGGCAGUCCACGGCGGCAUCCUCGCCCGCAACAUCCCGUCCGACGCCGCCGACCUCGACGCACAGAAGAUUGCCCCCAUCGCCGUCGUCGUCUGCAACCUGUACCCGUUCAACGAGACGAUCGCCCGCAUCCCGCCGCCCUCGAUCCCCGAGGCCGUCGAGGAGGUCGACAUUGGCGGCGUCACCCUCCUCCGUGCCGCGGCCAAGAACCACGACCGCGUCGUCAUCCUGUCCGACCCCAAGGACUACGACGAGUUCCUCGCCCAGUACAAGGCCGGCAACGGCUCCGUUUCGGACGAGUUCAAGCAGCGCAUGGCCGUCAAGGCCUUUUCGCAGACGGCCGCCUACGACACGUCGAUCGGCAACUACUUCCGCCGCCAGUACGUGUCGGCCGACGCGAUCGGCGCCGCCCCGGCCGACCACAAGGCGGCCCUCACCGAGCACGCCCAGCAGCUCACGCUCCGGUACGGCGCCAACCCGCACCAGAAGCCCGCCCAGGCCUACGUCACCGAGGGCAAGCUCCCCUUCUCGGUCCUGAGCGGCUCGCCGGGCUACAUCAACCUCCUCGACGCCCUCAACUCGUACGCGCUCGUGCACGAGCUCAGCCGCGCGUUCGAGCCCGCAAAGGCCGCCGCCGCGUCGUUCAAGCACGUGUCGCCCGCCGGCGCUGCCGUCGAGAGCACCCUCUCGGCCGACGAGGUCAAGGUGUUCGACGUCGACGGCGUCGACCUCACGCCCGUCGCCUCGGCCUACGCUCGUGCCCGCGGCGCCGACCGCAUGUCGUCGUUCGGCGACUUUAUCGCCCUGUCGCACACGUGCGACGUCGCGACGGCCAAGAUCAUCUCGCGCGAGGUGUCGGACGGCAUCAUCGCGCCCGGGUACGAGCCCGAGGCGCUCGACAUCCUGCGCAAGAAGAAGGGAGGCAAGUACUGCGUCCUCCAGAUGGACCCGUCGUUCAACCCGAGCUUGAUCGAGACGCGCCAGGUGUACGGCAUCACGCUCGAGCAGCGCCGCAACGACGCCAAGAUCGACGCCAGCAUCUUCUCCAACAUCGUCUCGAAGAACAAGGACCUGUCGCCGCAGGCCCUGACCGACCUGAUCGUCGCGACGACGGCGCUCAAGUACACCCAGUCCAACUCGGUCUGCUACGCGUACAACGGCGGCACGGUCGGCCUCGGUGCGGGCCAGCAGUCGCGCAUCCACUGCACGCGCCUCGCCGGGUCCAAGGCCGACGCCUGGUGGCUGCGCCACCACCCGCGCGUGCUCGACUUCAAGUGGCGCAAGGGCAUCAAGCGCGCCGACCGCGCCAACGGCACCGACGUGUUCGUCACGGGCGAGAUCUUUGACGCCGAGCCCGCCGGCUCGGAGCGUAAGGAGUGGGAGGCCCUGUUCGCCGAGGGCGAGGUGCCGAGCCCGUUGACGGCCGACGAGAAGAAGAAGUGGUUCGACGAGAUCAAGGGCAAGGUGUCGCUCGCGAGCGACGCCUUCUUCCCGUUCCCGGACAACGUGUGGCGCGCGACGCGCUCGGGCGUUGGCCACUUUGCGGCGCCGAGCGGGUCCGUCAUGGACUCGAAGAUCAUCGAGACGGCCGACGAGUCGAACGCCGUCUACGUCUUUACCGACCUCCGCCUCUUCACCCACUAAACGAGCCAGCCCGCUCGACCCCUUUCCUCCUGCUGUGCCCCUCUCUCGUUCCCUUUUGUAGCUCCGCAGCAGCCCCCAGACGGCUUCAACCCCGCGCAGUAUCGACGUUUUGACUUUCCC
Molecule: messenger RNA, 1977 nt
Organism: Rhodotorula graminis WP1
Lineage: Eukaryota; Fungi; Basidiomycota; Microbotryomycetes; Sporidiobolales; Sporidiobolaceae
Exons: 7
Coding region: 1-1857 (618 amino acids)
Biological process (GO): 'de novo' IMP biosynthetic process
Cellular component (GO): cytosol
Molecular function (GO): IMP cyclohydrolase activity; phosphoribosylaminoimidazolecarboxamide formyltransferase activity
Source: RefSeq, a predicted model, not a curated record